This is a messenger RNA of Orussus abietinus, 1677 nucleotides long. RefSeq names its product tRNA:m(4)X modification enzyme TRM13 homolog. The transcript is spliced from 6 exons. The coding region runs from base 425 to 1636 and encodes 403 amino acids. The record is from RefSeq and is a predicted model, not a curated record. Gene Ontology annotation, biological process: tRNA methylation. NCBI's taxonomy places the organism in Eukaryota, Metazoa, Arthropoda, Insecta, Hymenoptera, Orussidae.
GACCGGUAGAUGUAUCAUUCGUUUCCUUUAUGAGAAAUCGUUAUUUAAAUUGGCAAGAAAAUGUCAUGCACACCUUAAAAAAGCUUCAAACCUUGUGUCUCCUCUGAAAAAAAUCGCAGCCCCUUGUUCGAUAGACCAAUUUAAAGGGAAGAACUUUCUCCGUCGAGCUGCAGAGAAAACAGGUGCGAAAAAAAACAGUAGAGACGUAGAAACGUACGAAGACGUAGAAGUGGGUACGAGCGACUAAUUUUGGCUGUAUCAUUUGCGGAAAAAAUGAAUAAGGUAAGUGAAGGGUAAAGCCGAAGAGGACGUCACAAUGGUUCUUCUCUUACCAUCGAAUCCGACUCGGCGUCGGUAAGCGUAAGUAAGCUACCACCGUCAACUACCAGAUGAUAUUACCAUCACGAGUGCGUGAACCGCCAGCAUGCUCCACCGAGGGCAGUACAUAACGCGAUCACGCAACCUUACACAUCGUCAUUGUCGGUAUUUUCUAACGCGGAAGAAACGUUACUGCCGGAUGACAGUAAAAAAUGGUAAUGAAUAUUGCGGGGAGCAUCUUGAAAACGAAUUACGGGACGUGCUGAAGAGAAAGAGGAUCAAGUGUCCACUCGAUCCGACACACACUUGUUACGCAUCCAAGUUAGUCAAACACUUGACAGUUUGUAAUAAAAAGAAAUUUAACGAUGCGUUACCUGCCUAUAUCGUUGAAGGAGUAAACACGGAGAGUAAAGAACAACGAAUUUCCACAAGGAUACCCUUAUCUCAAGUGGAUCGGACCAUUCUUGAGGAGACCUUAAAGAAACUGAACGAGGCAUAUGAAAAUUUGCCAGUAUUCUCAGAAGUAGAGUUGAGCCAUGAGAUAUUAAAGAAAGAACUUCAAAAAUCAACAUAUGGAAGAGAGACUAAAAAACAUUUGCGUCAAAAUGCUUCUCUCUUGGCACACCUCGCAAAUGCAGGGCUUGUUAGAGAUAAUACUUGCUUUAUAGAGUUUGGAGCUGGUAAAGGCAAGCUAACCUAUUGGCUGGCUCAAAUAAUAAGAGAUCAGAGGAAUUCAGCGGUUUUGCUAGUGGAUCGUUCUAGUCAUCGAAAUAAGAGCGAUAAUAAAUUAAGAAAUGAAGUAUCUUCUUUAGAUACAUUGAGAAUACGUGCAGACAUUGCAGAUCUUAAACUAGGAGCUGUACCUGAAAUUCAGAGAUUCCACAAUAAGGUCGCAAUUGCCAAACAUUUGUGCGGAGCGGCAACAGACUUAACGUUGAGAUGCCUAGCGAAAGCGAUACAACAGGAAUCCGAGAUGAACAUCAAUGGGAUAGUAAUCGCGUUUUGUUGUCACCAUCGCUGUGACUAUAAUACUUACGUUGGUACAGAAUAUUUAAGUAACUGUCGAUUUACACCCAAAGAAUUUCAAAUGUUAUGCAGCAUUGCUAGUUGGGCGACAUGUGGUUCAAGACGAGAUGAUAUCGAUUCGAGUCUUCCAAAUGACCGCGAAGAUAUUGGUCGGCGAGUGAAAAUAUUACUUAACUGGGGGAGGUUAGAAUACUUGAAAACACUAGGUUUCCAUUGUCAGUUACUUUAUUAUGUACCCACGGACGUAUCGUUGGAAAAUAUGUGUAUCAUAGCCACAAAGUGUCCGAUUUAAAUUGAGUUGAUUUUUUUGUUGAAAUAAAACCUUAAACAUCA